Zingiber officinale is the source of this 2044-nucleotide messenger RNA. RefSeq names its product probable histone-arginine methyltransferase CARM1. The transcript is spliced from 15 exons. Gene Ontology annotation, biological process: peptidyl-arginine methylation. The record is from RefSeq and is a predicted model, not a curated record. NCBI's taxonomy places the organism in Eukaryota, Viridiplantae, Streptophyta, Magnoliopsida, Zingiberales, Zingiberaceae. Gene Ontology annotation, molecular function: protein-arginine N-methyltransferase activity. The coding region runs from base 197 to 1831 and encodes 544 amino acids.
AUUUCGAAGCCAGCGUCGAACGCCGAUUAAAUACCACAAGCAUGUCGAAGAGAGCGACCGCUCGGUGUGGCGGCUGCUCGAGCUCCUUCCUCUUCCCUUUCGCCCGCCGUUCUACGCCCUCCCUCUCACUCUAAAACCCUAAUCUCUCGUCCGCCCUUUGAAGCUAAGCCCUAGUUCUCGUUGGGGAGGCCAAGUAAUGGAGGCUCCUCUAGGGCAGCAGAGUCAACAGCCAUCGCAGGAGUUCCCCUCCAUCUCUCUAUCCCAUCUCUCCUCCUCCGCCCCUUCCGCCGUCCUCUCUGUCUUCCCUUCCUUCGCCUACGACCAGGCCGACCGCCCUCGGCUUCGGUUCUACCAGCCUAGCUCUUUCGUCCCCGAUCUCGACCUCGAUCUCCGGAAGAUUCAGAUCUUCGUGUUGGGUCAUCUGGAGUUGCUAUGCGUGGGUGAGGAAGCAGAUGACGAGGAGGAAGAAAAGGAAUCUUUUUCAAGAGCAUAUAAGAUUGAUUUUAAAACAAAGGAUGAAAGCAAAGCUUUCAUUUUGGCUUUUGAAAAGUGGAAACUUGGAGGAGUUGAUGCAAAAACUGAUGGACCUUUGGAGAAUGGAACUAUAGUAGUUUCUAAAAGCAAAUUUGAUAACAAAAUCGAUUCCACAUCUUCCAAGAUGUACUUCCAUUAUUAUGGGCAGUUAGUACACCAGCAAAAUAUGCUCCAAGACUAUGUAAGAACAGGAACAUAUUAUGCUGCAAUAAUUGAAAACCGUGUUGAUUUUCAUGGUCGCAUUGUGGUUGAUGUUGGUGCUGGUAGUGGCAUUCUUUCACUGUUUGCUGCUCAGGCUGGAGCUAAGCAUGUUUAUGCUGUAGAGGCAUCUGACAUGGUGGAGUAUGCACGCAGGCUUAUUGCCGGAAAUCCAUCUCUUGGACAGCGGAUCACGGUCAUUAAAGGUAAAAUUGAAGAAGUGGAACUACCAGAAAAAGCAGAUAUCCUUAUUUCUGAGCCAAUGGGUACCUUGUUAGUCAAUGAAAGAAUGCUAGAGACGUAUGUAAUUGCAAGGGAUCGAUUCCUUGCAUCUGAUGGGAAGAUGUUUCCAUCUUUAGGAAGGAUACACAUGGCACCAUUUAGCGAUGAGUAUCUCUUUGUUGAAAUUGCAAAUAAGGCACUAUUCUGGCAGCAGCAUAACUAUUAUGGUGUUGAUCUUACACCUUUAUAUGGAUCUGCUUUCCAGGGAUAUUUUUCUCAGCCUGUGGUUGAUGCAUUUGAUCCAAGGUUACUGGUCUCUCCUCCUAUCAUCCACCCGCUAAAUUUCUCUUCCAUGAAGGAAGAGGAGCUCUAUGAAAUUGAUAUUCCUCUAAGUUUUAUCUCAUCUGUUGGCACACGGGUGCAUGGCCUAGCUUGUUGGUUUGAUGUAUUGUUUGAUGGGAGUUCUGUGCAAAGAUGGCUUACGACAGCUCCCGGCGCUCCCACAACCCAUUGGUACCAACUGCGGUGUGUCCUUGCCCAACCGAUAUACGUCAUGGCUGGUCAAGAAAUCACUGGACGCCUUCACCUGGUCUCCCACAGUGCUCAAAGUUACACAAUUUACUUGACUAUGUCAGCUAAAAUGUGGGGACCUGGCGCCGAGCAAGGUGGAAUACUGCAGACAUCUUCAUGCAAACUCGAUCUCAAAGAGCCAUAUUAUCGGUUAUCUCAACCGCAGCCAUUCGUGCUGCAACAAGACAUGCAGUCACAGCAGCAGCUCAUGCAGUCCCAGGAUAUUUCUCCACAAAUCCAGGAUGGGACUGGUCCUAACAUAGCAGUAACUCCUUCCCAGAUCUUGGAUUCAUUAGAUCCAUUGUAACAGAGUUGUUUUUUGUGCUGGCCAGGUUUGUAAAACUCUCAAAGUCUCAUACCAAAUAUUUUGCGAGUGCUCAACCUGUGUAAAUUUACUUAGUCCAUUACUGAGAACUCCUGUUGCAUUCUGCUGAAGUACACUCGUGCAGGCCUUGAAUGUAAUAAUUCUUAUUUUUUCUUGAUUUAAUCUUAUUCUAGAAAUGGUCAGAAUUUGAUUUCA